GUUGCAAUGGCCUUCUACAUAUUUGACAACAGCUCAGACAACAUGUCAGAGGAGUCUGGAGACUUUGAAUUGGACUUUCAGGAGCCAUGCGGCCGAGCACUAGGCAAAAACUUCAAGAAGAUUUUCCUGCCGGCUGUUUUUGGGAUUAUAAUUAUUCUUGGCGUCAUUGGAAAUGGAUUAGUCGUUAUCGUGAUGGGCUACCAGAAAAAGGUGAAAACAAUGACAGACAAGUACCGGCUGCAUCUGUCUGUGGCUGACCUCCUGUUUGUCUUCACACUUCCUUUUUGGGCAGUGGAUGCAGCAAGAAACUGGUACUUUGGAAGUUUUCUUUGUGUGUUUGUGCACAUGAUCUACACUGUCAACCUGUACAGUAGUGUGCUCAUCCUGGCCUUCAUCAGCCUGGACAGAUACUUGGCUGUUGUCAGGGCCACAAACAGCCAAGCCACGAGAAAGCUCCUGGCGAGCAAAAUAAUCUACGUCGGUGUCUGGCUGCCUGCCACGAUCCUUACCGUACCUGACCUGGUGUUUGCCAGAACGCAAGACACAGGUUUGUCAAACUUCUUAUUGUUGAACAAUGAAAGCAUGGAAACGGGCGACUCCAGGAUCAUCUGCCAGCGCAUUUACCCAGAGGAGAGCAGCCUUACGUGGACGGUGGUUUUCCGUUUCCAGCACAUCCUUGUGGGCUUCGUGCUGCCUGGGUUGGUCAUUCUUAUCUGCUACUGCAUUAUUAUCACCAAGCUGUCACAAGGAGCGAAAGGGCAAGCGUUAAAGAAGAAAGCCCUGAAGACCACAGUCAUCCUUAUCCUUUGCUUCUUCUGCUGCUGGCUGCCCUACUGCUUGGGCCUCUUUCUGGACACCUUGAUGAUGCUCGACGUGGUCACGCCUUCGUGUGACCUGGAACAAGCGGUGGAGAAGUGGAUCUCAGUUACUGAAGCUUUAGCUUAUUUCCACUGCUGCCUUAACCCUAUCCUCUAUGCUUUCUUGGGAGUUAAAUUCAAAAAGUCUGCCAAGAGCGCAUUGACUGUGAAUAGCAGAUCGAGUCAGAAAGCAUCUCUCAUGACAAAAAAGCGCGGGCAGAUUUCAUCAGUGUCGACUGAGUCAGAGUCAUCGAGUGUUUUGUCAAGUUAA
This is a messenger RNA of Nerophis lumbriciformis (worm pipefish), 1128 nucleotides long. NCBI's taxonomy places the organism in Eukaryota, Metazoa, Chordata, Actinopteri, Syngnathiformes, Syngnathidae. The record is from RefSeq and is a predicted model, not a curated record.